Molecule: messenger RNA, 935 nt
Organism: Dendronephthya gigantea
Lineage: Eukaryota; Metazoa; Cnidaria; Anthozoa; Malacalcyonacea; Nephtheidae
Exons: 9
Coding region: 93-935 (280 amino acids)
Source: RefSeq, a predicted model, not a curated record
AGAGAAAAGCCAUAAAAAUUAAUCUUGGCCCUGACAAAAUUAUAUUCAUGGCUAUAUUGCACACAAAAUACUAACAGCACUCUGCACUGAAGAUGGCAAACAACAUAUAUGCUGUCGUUGAAUUUAUAGAGGAACAAUUAGUGGAAAUUGUUGCAACAUGUUGGAUUGAGACAAUUGAUUGUGAAUUAUACUGCUACUGGCCACGAAAUAAUGCAUCUCAUAAAUUAAGGAAGCUCGAGAUUCCAGACAAAGAAACUUGGAUUGCUUAUAAAGUCAGAGUUUUCUCAUAUACAGAUUCAGUAGCAAAAGCACAAAAGAUUUUGAAAAGGGCUGAAGAAACAUCAAAUGUUGAAUCCGAUUCAGAUUCUGGCCAUGCAAGAAAAAGAAGGCGCACAAAAGCCAGUUUAUUUGAAUAUUCAGAAGGCAGUGAUACGGAUGAAGAUAUCUCAAAAAAUGGGAAAAAGAAGUCAGCCCCUACAUCAUCUUCCCCAGUUAUUACACCAUUGCUCCCUGUUGCACCGAGCUUUUCAUCAAAUCCAUCGAAUGAAAUGAGUCUGCCCAUGGCUCAGAGAAAGGAAAUUUUUAGUGCCCUGAGCAAUCCUCUCACUGAUGCAUCUAGGACCAGUUUAAGUUCUGGUGUACAGAAUGUCCAUGGAAGCCAGACUGAGGCUAUUUUUUAUCAAACAGCUGUUGGAACUCCUGAAGGCAACAGGAAUUCAUGUGAAAGAAGCCAGCAUUGCAGUUCUGGUGCAACUACAGACUCUUUUGAAACACCAAAAUCAGGCAAUCGCAACUCUCUACAUCAGGAUCACGACAGCUUUCAAAGAUCUGUUCUGACGAAGCUUGAUAUAAUGCUUGAAAAACAAGAAGAAGCAUUAUCAAUUUUGCGGGUAGUACUUGGUGCCACAGAGGUGUUAGUGGAAAUGACUGCUUGA